Molecule: messenger RNA, 2549 nt
Organism: Malus domestica (apple)
Lineage: Eukaryota; Viridiplantae; Streptophyta; Magnoliopsida; Rosales; Rosaceae
Source: RefSeq, a predicted model, not a curated record
CUGCGUUCCACAUAAUUGACAUUUCUCCGGGCGUCACAAAGACUCCAACUUUGCCCAGUUCCGAAGUCGCAAGCGAGCGAGAAGGAGGCCUCGAAUCUUGAUUAAUUAAUUGAUUAAUUAAGUAUUUAAUUAAUUUAGUUUUGGGGAAAUGGGAGCUUGUGCUUCGAGGCCGAAGGGCUGCAGUUUCGGAUUCUCGAAGAAGAAAAAGAAGAAUGGCGGCGGCCGCCGCCUGAGACGAGUCAUUCGCCGGCGCGUUUCGUCGUCCUCCGGUCGCUCCGUUCCUGCACUCCAAGCAGGAAGUAUGGAUGGGGCGUUUUUUGAUGCAAAUUCGGCGAUCGAGUCGGAGCGAGAUGACGAUUUUUACAGUGUUUACGAUGAUGUGAUGUCAUUAAACGAGUCGGAAAGUGCAUCCACGUUGAGUGUUUUGUCACCGAGAGGUCUUUCUCGGCAGGCACAGAAACCGCCGCCAUUGCAUUCCACCUCCGCUGUGUCUGCAGAGGAGAUCGUGGACGAACAUGGCGGAGGGGACAGAAUGCAGGGACUGGAUCACUGUGGGAUUCUUCAAAAUUCUUGCUUGCCUUGUCGUCCUUCCAAUAGCCUGUCGGGCGACAAAAGAAUAACCACGGCCACGCCAAGUUUGAGGAGGAAAGGCCUUUCGUUUAAAUGGAGGGAAGGGCAUUCUGCUGCAGCUGCAGUUGAUCACACCCCCACAUUACUUUCACCGAGAUCGCUUGCGAAAAGACCACUAGCCGGUUCUACAAUUCCCUACUGUCCCAUUGAGAAGAGAAUGCCAGAUUGUUGGUCACCUCUCGAGCCAAACACUUUCAAAGUCCGGGGUAAAAAUUAUCUUAGGGAUAAGAAGAAAGAAAUUGCUCCGAAUUGCGCUGCAUUUUAUCCUUUUGCCGCUGAUAUUUUCGUAUCUCCGAAAAAGAUUGAUCACAUUGCUCGAUUUGUGAAACUUCCGGUUGUGAGUACCACCGGAGAUGUCCCUUCUAUUCUUGUUGUAAAUGUUCAGAUACCACUUUAUCCAGCCAAUUUUUUCAUAGGCGAUGGUGAUGGAGAAGGAAUGAACUUGGUUAUGUAUUGUAAGAUUUCUGAAACUUAUUCGAAGGAGCUUCCUCCUCAUUUCCGAGAAAGUAUCACUAGAUUAAUCAAUGAUGAAGUGGAGAGAGUUAGAGGAUUCCCUGUCGAUACAAUUGCACCCUUCAGGGAAAGAUUGAAAAUUUUGGGCCGAGUGGCAAAUUUGGAGGAUCUUCAUUUAAACACAGCCGAGAAGAAGCUAAUGAAUGCUUACAAUGAAAAACCUGUUCUUUCACGUCCUCAACAUGAAUUUUACUUGGGAGAAAACUACUUCGAGAUCGAUUUGGAUAUGCACAGAUUCAGCUACAUCCCUAGAAAAGGUAUUGAUGCAUUUCACGAAAGAAUGAAGCUGACGAUAUUGGAUUUUGGUCUCACAAUUCAGGGGAACAAAGCAGAAGAGUUGCCGGAGCAUUUGUUAUGCUGCAUACGGUUCAACAAAGUUGACUACAAUAAUAAAUCAUUACCGGUGGUUCUGAAUCAAAAGUUUCUGUAAUCCCAACACAAUACUCGAGUUUUUCAAAUCGAUAAAUAACAGAAAAAUAAGUUAACUAAUACGAGAACAUAUGGAGUCUCAAAAUCUUAGUAUUGAGCUUCUUCAAUUUGUAUGUAUAUAGAAUUUUGAAUGUACAGUUUCAGCAGGAAGAGUGAAAUAAAGAGAACAGAAAAUUUUAUUCAUACUUCCGUGUCCAGUAUGCUUCCGGUUUCUGUAUGCAGCUUCUUGGCAGCAACGGGUUUGGCUAUAAAUCGAAGCAAGAGCCGGUAUCUUCACCUCUCCUCCUCCUGCUGCGUCUACAGGUCUCAUUCACUCCCCUCCAUUUAAAUCCACUGAUUGUAUCUUGAAGCUGCUUCUUUUAUCUGUGUGCUGAUGAUCGAUAAUUUCAUCUUUCCAGAUGUUCAUGGUAAGAAAGUAAGAAACAUAGAUUUCAUUCAAAUCUUCAGUCGUGAGGUACUUAUGAAACGAAGAUCCAACUACGCUGCAGGUGGCCUCAUACAUCGCCCAAAAACGGUACACAAAGAACAUUUAUGAACAUUUUCUUCAGGCUUAGAACGUAAAGAUGAAUCUGGUGAGGAAUGUGAAUCAGCAUCCUUUCUUUCUCGAAACCCUUCGUCUGGAUUUGGAUGUUCUUCCCCGUCAGUUUUGUUCAUCGAAAUAGUGACCUUCAGAGUAGGCUUUUUGUCGAGGACUUGAAUCUUAUCCUCCCAAAUGAGGCCGGAGGAGCCCUGCCUUCGGAAUGAAGUCGCCGAUCUCUGCAACGCAGUCAUUGAUCGAUACUUUCGGUCUCUGUCUCCGUCUUGCUUUGUUUCAUCCGUCUUGUUUCGGUCCCCUUCCUUGACUGGGAGGAGGAUGAUAUUAAAAGGCUUUCCUUUUUCUAACUAACAAACGGUUUCUUGUUUUGAGUUUGUGGCCACUUACCCGUAAUUACAGCUGAGCGAGAGGAGUUUUCAUUAAGUGACCUUGAAAUAUCAAA